Molecule: messenger RNA, 687 nt
Organism: Nymphaea colorata (pocket water lily)
Lineage: Eukaryota; Viridiplantae; Streptophyta; Magnoliopsida; Nymphaeales; Nymphaeaceae
Exons: 4
Coding region: 162-353 (63 amino acids)
Source: RefSeq, a predicted model, not a curated record
ACUACCCUCGAGCAGACCCCGGGAAUUCCCUCUCUCUCUCUCUCUUUCGCUGGUAGCCUUCAUACGACUUUCGACGACGCUUCCCUGCUGAUCUCUCUCUCUCUCUCUCCCCCUCUUCCUCUCCGACUAUUCCCUGUGAAUUGCAACGAAAGGAAAUAAGGAUGGGUUGCGGAAUCAUCACGUACGUGCAGAGGAAGAUCUACUUGUACAAUGUCACCUUCGGCCUUUACAUGCUCGAUUGGUGGGAACGCUACCUCUUCAACACAUUAAUCGUGGUUCUCCUGUGGUUUAUCUGUUACAAUGGAUCACGCUCCGCUGCAGAACUUUACAGAAGCUUUCUUGGCAGGCAUUAGGUCUACCAGAAAUUUUGAAGAUUAUAUGUGCAGGCCUAUCAGGUGUACUUCAACCAUGUGGGCAACUCAAAGCUUUGUGUUUUGAUUUUGUUGUGGAGGGCCAUCUCUGGGGUUCUACUAGUAAUUUUACCAGCACAGGGUCGAAGCUUUCAUUUUGCUUUUCUGUACUUAGGCAUUCUUUAGGUUAUGGUAUCUAUUUAAACUUGUGAUGCCCAACAAAGUCUUAGUCUCAUUCAAUCCGCUUAAAGGUCAAGCAGCUCUUAUAUGUGCCAAACCUCUUAAUAUGUUUGUUACUUUUCACUAUUUGGAUAUUUGAUCAGCCACUAUUCUGUUA